AUGGCGGCGAUGACCAAAGACGUGAUUGUGGCCUCGUGCAAGGCCAAUGGCGGCUACGCCGCGCCCUGCCUCAACGACCAGCUCUUUCUUCACUGCUGCGGCUUCACCAUGAUUCAGAACCUGGAGCCGUACACGGAUGUGAAGGUGCUGUGGCUGGAGCAAAACGCGCUUUCCGAGCUCAGCGGGCUGGAGAGCCAAAAAGGCGCUCUCGUUUCUCUCUUUGUGCAGAACAACUUCAUUAGGUCACUGUCAUCAUUGACGGCGACUCUCCACGGCCUGCGCGUGCUGAACGUGUCGCACAACUACCUGACCUCUCUCCACGGCAUUGCCGCGGGGUGUCCGUCGCUGGAGACGUUGCAGGCGUCCCAUAACCAGCUCACGUCUCUCGAAGUGUGCGAGGAGCUCUGGCUGCUAGCUGGCAGCCUCACGAGUGUCGACUUGUCCUUUAACCGCAUCGAGACCGCCCGCGAACCGGCCGGCAGUGCCACCGCAGCCCCCGGCGCUAAGGCCACCACUACGGCAGUGAGAGAGUCAGGGUGCACGGCAGACGACGAUGUUCGCAUCGUCGACGCUUCGGACACCAACGCCGUCGCACCCGCCGCUGUCCCCAACACGGCGGUUGCGCUUCCCAAGCCGGACCCGCUUGUCAUAGCGCAGUUCUUCCAGCACCUCCCGCUGGUCAGCGUCAUCUAUUUCCAAGGCAACGGACUAUCCCACCGCUUGCGUCACUAUCGACGCAACAUGAUCCUGCACCUACCCGCCCUCACCUACCUCGAUGACCGUCCCAUUUUUUCAGAGGAGCGCCGUGUGAUAGAGGCGUGGGGCCUCGGCGGGGACACGGCCGAGGCGGCCGAGCGCGCCACGAUUCGCGAGGAAAAGCGUGCACAUCUCACCCGGUGCGUGACGUUGCUGACAGAGCAGCGAGAGGAGCAACGGGUGGUGCGGGAUCGUCUAACGCAGCAGUUUGACCAGCGCCGCGCGCAGGAGCUGGAGGAUCUGACGCAGCGGCGCCGCCGCGAUCGCGACAACCGCGCCGCCGUGGAGUCUGAAGAGGCUGUCGCCCGUGAGGUUGUGGAGAAGGCGGAGCAAGAUGCUCGCUGGGACGCCGAGGAGCUCUUCCAGGAGGCUCACAGAGCUCUCUUGGUGACCGAGACGGAGCGCCGCCACGCCUACGAACAGCACGUGGCUGUGACAGAGGCUGUUCAGGCCGCGGCACAGGAGGCGGUGGCAGAGCGCAAAGCGGAAAAUGGUUCUGACCGCGUCGACGACGAUGGCGACACCGCCAGUGCCGCCGCGACUGCUACCCUGAAGGUGCUUGAGGACGCGGCAACGUGCUCACCCGACGAAUUCUCCUCCCCCUGUCGUGACAGUGAUGCCACCAACACGAUGGCGACGACACUCGAGACGCCUCUGUCCCCACCUUCGAGCGUCCUUGCCGAGCUACUGCGGUUGGAUGACGACGUUCUGAAGGAGAUGGAGAUGGAGAUUGAGCACGUGCUCCAUGACAUCCACUCCAGCGCACUCCCCACCAAACACACUUCGACUGCCCAGGACGCCGGGGCAGAGGAGCUCAAUGACAGUCGCGCCAUGUUCUCCAGCCGCCAGGUCAGUGACCGCACCACGUUGCGGACGGAGAAGAAUGUGCGCGCCGCAGUCGGUCACGUGUCGAGUCAGCUGCGGGCACAGCGGAAUCAGCAGCCGCGUCGAAGCUCCGACGUGCUGCAGGAAGAGACGUGGCAACGUUUUGAGCAAUGGAAAGCGCGCCGGGCCUCUCAGCAGUUAGAUUUGUAA
This is a messenger RNA of Leishmania mexicana MHOM/GT/2001/U1103, 1791 nucleotides long. RefSeq lists its product as hypothetical. NCBI's taxonomy places the organism in Eukaryota, Euglenozoa, Kinetoplastea, Trypanosomatida, Trypanosomatidae. The record is from RefSeq and is a predicted model, not a curated record. Bases 1 to 1791 code for a protein of 596 amino acids. The transcript has a single exon. Gene Ontology annotation, molecular function: protein binding.